GACUGCAGCGCACGGUGCACGAGGAGAGGCUGGGAGAGCUCUGCUGGCUUUUCUUGGACUAGAGCAGGCUGGGCUGUGUGGUCAGGGUGUGCAAACACCUGACUGAAGGUGGGUGGGUAAAGGACACAAGCGACUCUGUUCAAUGCAGCAAUGGCAGGAAACCCAAUGGGCACAAAUUGAACCGUGGCAAGUUAGAAUGAAAGGAAUGGUGGUGAAACACUGGAUCUGGUAGCCCAGAGCGGUUGUGGUGGAGUCCCUGUGCUGGUACAAGAGUUGUCCUGAGUCUGUCCAUGGUGCUGCUGUACAUGGAGGGAUUUGGGGAGAGGAGAGGGGUCUGGGAUGCUACAGAGCAAAAUUUGUUUCAGGCAGCUGAGGAGGAACUGUGGUAAACUGUGGAACUCUAAAUUUUGUGGCUGUACUGAUAAAGGAGGGAUUUAUGACUGUACCAGUGUGUCUCAUGCAAGGGAAGGUCUGCCACCCUUGAUCACAGGGACAAGGGGGAACUGUCAUAGAAUGAGGGACACCUGAAUGUGGCAGUCCUUCAAUGAGGUCCCUGGCAUAUGAGGGGGUAUUCCCUAGUGAACGAGUAAAGUAUUAGGUAAGAGAGUGUAUUUCCAAGGGGGUGUUCUGUACUUAGGGCUCGGGGUGGGAGCAGGCAGCUCUAUGGAAGGAUCAGCUCAGUUAUUGUGGCAGUCCCAGGGGCAGGUUGAGUGCUGGGAAUUCUUAGCAAUGGAGGAAAAAAACCCCGAUCCAUUUACCUACCACUCUAAAGCUUAAAGGAUAGUAACAGUGAGGUUUCAAUUUCCUCCUUUUUAUUUAAAUUACUUUUUAACUAACUGGUUUGUUCACAGUACAUCUGUGUGACCUUUGCAUCAGCUACUCACUACAGAUGAAUGAUGUCACAUCCUCUACAUUUUAUUUCCUCCAUUUACUCACUGUUCCUUUUCAGAAGAAGGGGUUGCCAAACCAUAGAGUUGCCGGCAUCCUCACAGACUUUAAUUUCUUAAAUGUUUUUUCAGCUGGACAGGGCAUCUUGAAAAAGAUGGGAGAGGCUGUCAUAGGAGAGUAAGCUAUGGCUGGAGAGAGAAUGCUCAGGAUGCCCAGCUGCCUCCUAAAGCCCACCAGGGUCAUGCUGAGCCACAAGCCCUGGGCCCUGUUUAUCCUCAUCUUUGUGUUUGUAUCCUUUGCAUACAUCAAGUUGUAUUCGAAUAUCUGGGAGGACCCAAAGAGCAGAGGCCCCCCCUACGGCUUGUCUGCUGAAAUCAGCUGUGCUCACUAUGUGCCUUCUUCCCUCAACAUUGCUGGUGGGCCCUCUCCUUCUACAGGAAGUGUGUUUUUUGUGGAGACCUCAGAGCAAACUACCCCAAGUUACCUCUUCUCAUGCUCUGUGGAGUCAGCAGCCAGGGCACACCCCGCAUCAAGAGUUGUGGUGCUCAUGAAAGGCUUGGCCAAAGAGAAUGCCUCCUUACCCAAGCACUGGGCUUUCUCCUUGAUGAGCUGCUUCCCCAACGUGGAAAUCCAGCCCCUGGACUUGACAGACCUCUUUUCUGGAACACCUCUAAAAAGGUGGUACAUGUGGCCUCUACGCCACUGGGAGCCUCAUUUUUUACCUGUCCUCUCUGAUGCCUGCAGGAUUGUCCUCAUGUGGAAAUUUGGUGGCAUCUACCUGGAUACAGAUUUCAUUGUGCUUAAGGACUUACAGAACCUCACCGAUGCACUCGGGAUUCAGGAUGACGAUGAACUGAAUGGGGCCUUCCUGUCCUUUAAGCCCAAACACAAGUUCAUGGAGCUUUGCAUGGAGGACUUUGUGCAGAAUUACAAUGGCUGGGUCUGGGGCCACCAGGGCCCAAAGCUCCUAACUCGUGUCUUCAAGAAGUGGUGCUCCAUCCAGACUAUCAAGAGCAUGAGCUGCAAAGGUGUGAGUGCUCUUGCCCCAGAAGUUGUUUAUCCCAUUCCUUGGCAGGACUGGAAGAAAUUGUUUGAGCCAGUCAGUGCCUUGGAGCUUCGCAAACUCCUGAAGAACACCUAUGCAGUGCACGUAUGGAACAAACUGAGCCAUGGCACCAAGUUAGAGAUCCCCUCCCAGGCUCUGCUGGCUCAGCUCUAUUCCCAGUUCUGCCCUGCCACCUACACAAAGAUGAAACAGGACUCUGAAGAGUUAUCAAGGCAUGCAGUGUGACCUGAGGGCCCUUGGCUGCAGAGAUGUUCACCAGACUGAAGGAAACCGAGUGCCUUUGACAUUCUCCAGAGUUGGUUUCUAGAUCCCAGAGCAGGUGUUCUGUGUGACAGCUCUGUGGUUUUGUACCAUUUCUGAUCUCUGCCUCCGAUCCUUUGAGUUUCAAAUUUACAGCAGAACCUGAGUUCAGCCUCUCUUCUGCUGUCCCUCAGGAGACCUCUUGCUGCAAGGGAGGUUGAACUUGUUCUUCAGCAUCCCUCAGCUGGUCCUCUCUUGGUUUUCUCCAAUGGCUCCUCCUGUGGAUCCCGGCCUGAGCAGCCCCUUGUGAUGUUUCAGGAGCUGUAAGGACCCUUGGCUUGCUCUCUGUGGCAUUUCUCAGCUUGUAAACCACUGCCAGUAGGUGCCAAAGGGCACAGUUUGCUGGAGCUCAGAACAGAACUCCCUGGCUGGCAAGGAUCCUUUAUGCCUUGAGAAAUACAUGAAGAGGAUAUGCAAAUUGCAGGAUUUAAAAUCCCUGCACCUCUCAGUGUGAAAUUCUUCUUAACUUCUAAAGUGAGAAAAGUUGAAAUGGUGUUUCCUAGUGUUUCCAGUUCCGCAGCAGUGGGAUGACUUUUUUGGGACUCCUCAGAAAAACAAGUAGACAAAAGCAGUUCAUUUAGGAGUGGAAAUUAUAAAGUGUUUUGCUCUGCUGAUGUAAUUCUUGUAGGAUACCAACGUCUAACCAGCCAUUGUCACAUUCUGAAGAGUCUCAGCAUUGCCUGUUUCUGCAGUGCUGUGAAGAGGAUAUGUCCCUGUGAUUGGAAUAUGGAGCCCAUUGUGGAAGUCCAGAGGAUAACAUGUCCAUAUCAACAGAAGGAACAGGUGCAGGAUUUAGAGCUGUGCCCCAGGGACAAAAAUAAAAACUCAGAAGCGCCUGAA
Molecule: messenger RNA, 3094 nt
Organism: Cyanistes caeruleus (blue tit)
Lineage: Eukaryota; Metazoa; Chordata; Aves; Passeriformes; Paridae
Product: lactosylceramide 4-alpha-galactosyltransferase-like
Biological process (GO): glycosphingolipid biosynthetic process
Molecular function (GO): galactosyltransferase activity
Source: RefSeq, a predicted model, not a curated record